AAAGUCGUACGCAGCCUUCUUCACCUACCAUCUCUGUCUCUGAACCAUUUCUCAAAUCUCAAACUCUCAACAAACCUUCUUUCUGAUCUCCCGCUUCUCAUGGCUCUCUCUCACGCAGCUUCCCGAUCUAAUCUCCUCAAGCCCCUCGCCUCCGCUUUCUCAUUCUCCUCCUCCUCCUCCCUCCGUCGUUCCAUCUCCUCCGCUUCCGAUGACUCUGCCACCCUCACCGUCGAGACUUCCGUCCCCUUCACCGCCCACAACUGCGACGAGCCUUCCCGUUCUGUCGAGACUACUCCCAAGGAGCUGCUUCGAUUCUUCCGUGACAUGGCCCUGAUGCGCAGGAUGGAAAUCGCCGCUGACUCUCUCUACAAGGCUAAGUUGAUCCGCGGUUUUUGCCAUCUCUACGAUGGUCAGGAAGCCGUCGCUGUGGGAAUGGAGGCUGCUAUUACCAAGAAGGAUGCUAUUAUUACUGCUUAUCGGGAUCACUGUACCUUCCUUGGUCGUGGAGGAACGCUCCUGGAGGUUUUCUCGGAGCUAAUGGGACGACAGGCUGGGUGCUCCAGAGGUAAAGGUGGUUCUAUGCAUUUCUAUAAGAAGGAUGCUGGAUUCUACGGCGGCCAUGGUAUUGUUGGGGCUCAGGUUCCUCUUGGAUGUGGAGUGGCCUUUGCGCAGAAGUAUUCUAAGGACGAGACUGUUACUUUUGCUCUUUAUGGCGAUGGUGCCGCGAAUCAGGGCCAGUUAUUCGAAGCACUUAACAUCUCCGCACUUUGGGAUCUGCCUGUCAUUCUCGUCUGCGAAAACAACCAUUAUGGUAUGGGGACCGCUGAAUGGAGAGCAGCGAAGAGUCCAUCUUAUUAUAAACGUGGAGACUACGUUCCUGGAUUGAAAGUGGAUGGUAUGGAUGCUUUAGCUGUCAAACAGGCUUGCAAGUUUGCAAAGGAACAUGCUUUGAAGAACGGACCACUUAUUCUCGAAAUGGACACGUAUAGGUAUCAUGGUCACUCUAUGUCUGAUCCGGGUAGCACUUAUCGAACACGUGAUGAAAUUUCUGGUGUUAGACAGGAACGUGAUCCCAUUGAAAGAAUAAGAAAACUAGUAUUAUCCUAUGAUCUGGCCACCGAAAAGGAGCUAAAGGAUGUUGAGAAGGAAGUCAGAAGAGAAGUCGAUGAGGCUAUUGCUCAAGCCAAGGAAAAUCCUUUGCCAGAUCCCGCUGAACUCUUCACAAAUGUGUAUGUGAAAGGUUUCGGAACUGAGUCAUAUGGAGCAGAUAGGAAAGAAGUGAGAGCUGUACUUCCAUGAUUUUAUUUAGGUCGAAACACUGCUUUGAACCACCUCUACACACCACCAAAACCCACCAGUGGCAAAAAUAAUAAUUGAGAGGUUUGAUUGGAAGUUAUUUUUUCUCUCUUCACGGGUAUCCGUUUGGUAACGCCUCUAAUUUUUUCGUAGAAUAGUGAAUAUAUAUAUUUUGUUUUCCCUUUCAUUAAUGGGAAAUAUUUCAGUGAUUUUGCCUUGAAAUAUUUAACCCUAUAUGAUGUUGGUAUAUUCAUUUGUAACUGUGAAAUAUGCUUCUUUUGCCUUUUGCAUGAAUAUUCACAAUAAAGAGGGAGAUCUUAUCUUAUGGGUUCAAAUUCA
This is a messenger RNA of Cucumis sativus (cucumber), 1635 nucleotides long. Its product is annotated as pyruvate dehydrogenase E1 component subunit alpha-1, mitochondrial. Gene Ontology annotation, biological process: pyruvate decarboxylation to acetyl-CoA. Gene Ontology annotation, cellular component: intracellular membrane-bounded organelle. The record is from RefSeq and is a predicted model, not a curated record. Lineage: Eukaryota; Viridiplantae; Streptophyta; Magnoliopsida; Cucurbitales; Cucurbitaceae. The coding region runs from base 100 to 1299 and encodes 399 amino acids. The transcript is spliced from 8 exons. Gene Ontology annotation, molecular function: pyruvate dehydrogenase (acetyl-transferring) activity.